CCCAUUUCUGGAAACUCGCCUCCCUCAGCACACGUCCGUAUGCCAACGUCACCCGAUAAAUAGCCCCAAUUGCGUCUUUUGGCUCUUCACUAAAUUGCUCUAUACUAAAUUGCUCUAUUUAUACACUUCUUCACUGCCUCUUUGAACUCGCCUGAGAACUCCAAAUCAUCCUCUUCAAUUCAAGCAGAGUUGAUCAUCCCUCUUUCUCUUUCUCAGUAAUGGAAGAUGGAACAGAAGAAGCUCUUCUUGAUAAAAUAAAUCGAAAACUCCAAGAUCCUGCUUUAAUAAACAGUUCAAGCCGUAGGAUUUUCAUGGUGCCUAAUCCUUUGCGCGAGAUAAAUGAAAAGGCCUAUGACCCUCUAGUGAUCUCCAUUGGCCCUUACCACUAUGGUAAAAAGCACCUGAAGGCAAUGGAGGUGCAGAAAAUGAAAAGUCUAAAAUCGAUUCUUGAUCGCGGAAGAGAAAAUAGUGUGGACAAAUAUGUGAUGGCCUUGAAAGAAAUGGAAGAAGAAAUUCGCAGAUUUUAUUCAGAAAAUCUGGAUCAUAUUGAUAGACAAGACCUGGUAGAAAUGAUGCUUCUUGAUGGAUUCUUUAUCAUUGACUUUAUUUCCUCUACAAAUGAGCUUACAGAUUUUCAUCGGAGAAAUGUAAUGCGCGAUCUGCUGCUAGUUGAAAAUCAACUUCCUUUCUCUGUACUCUCCACGUUACAUUCCCUGUCUAUGGAUCAGAGGGGUCUGAACAGAGAUGUAAAGGACAUCUUUGUCGAAGCUGUAAUUAUUUGCUUCAAUGGAAUGGUGCCAGCACUUCCAAUUAUAGAACGUCCCCGGAAUCAAGGAAUAAUGAAGCCACCACCUCCAAGUGAAGUACGUGCCAGGGAUCUGGACGCCAAGGAUAUGCUCGGCUUUCUCCAUGAUAAUGUAAUUCGUACAUCUCGAAGGCGAGUUCGUUCAGCAACGGCAAGUUCUCCAUGGUGGCGGCGCUGUUUAGCGUGGGCAAGUAGGCUGCCAUUUGCACACCGGCUGCCCUGUUUAGCACCGGUACGGACGCCGCCGCGCGACAGGCCAGUUAAAUGUUCAGCAUCAGCAGAGGAACCGGAAUGGGCACCGGCAGGAAUAUAUGAACUGCGAAAAUGGCGUUUCAUUUGUUCUGCAACUGAGCUCAAUGAGGCCGGGAUCAAGUUCCAGAAAAAAGAGGGGAAAUUGUUUGAUAUAGAGUUUCAAAAUGGGGUGAUGUCAAUUCCAACCCUAAUAAUCGAUGAUUAUACAGAAUCCAUCUUUCGAAAUAUCGUUGCUUAUGAACAGUACGACGUGGGUGUUAUCUCACAACCCUUCACGGAUUAUAUUACAUUCAUGGAUUGCCUCAUCAACACAGGAAAGGACGUUGGAUUACUUUGUCGCUGUGGAGUUCUUGAUAAUUGGUUGGGUGAUCAUGAAGUCGUUGCCACCAUGUUUAACAGACUCCGCGACUCUGUUUUGAUCUCAGCAGUGCGCUUCCACUACUCCGAGAUAUUCAUCGGAGUGAACAAACAUUGCGACAGAGAGUGGAACCAGUGGAAGGCAAACUUAAGGCACAAUUACUUUAACACUCCGUGGGCAUCAAUUUCCGUCAUUGCUGCAGUUAUCUUGCUUCUACUUACUGUGCUGCAAAGUGUAUAUUCAGUUCUCGCUUACCAUCAUCCGCGGUAAGUAUGGGAAAGCUCCUCUCUAGAUAAUAGAGGCAGGAAUAUGGAGGGGUAUCAAGAGUGAAAGUCGUGUUCCAUUUAAACCACAUGUUAUAUUUGCUGUUAUAGGGUUUGGCAACAAGUGAACUUAGAAGUUCACACAAUUAUUUACCCGUUUGACUAUUUCUACAAGGUAAUAUCAUGUUAUGUGGGUAUGUACGGAGUUAUCUUUUAUUGGUAUUCUAUUAUUGUAUAAAAAAAUAAAAAAAUUAUGUUACA
Messenger RNA from Rubroshorea leprosula, 1939 nucleotides. The record is from the annotation of a GenBank genome assembly. NCBI's taxonomy places the organism in Eukaryota, Viridiplantae, Streptophyta, Magnoliopsida, Malvales, Dipterocarpaceae.